UGGCAUCAUUACUUAACAUGGCAUCAUUACGUAGUAAAUUUGAGGAACAUUUGACAUGUUCAGUUUGUUUGGAACAAUUAAAAGAUCCAAAAGUUUUACCAUGUUUGCAUUCCUUUUGUCAUAAGUGUAUUGUAAAUAUUGCAAAGAAAGGCAAGUCAAACAACAUCAACUGUCCUGAAUGUAGAAAGUUAGUACAGUUGGAUAACCCAGACAAUCCCUCCAACCUUCCCUCCAACUUUUUUGUAAACAAUCUCCUGGCCACGAUGGCGCUGACUGAUGAAGAAAAAGAACAGAAGAUACAAUGUGACAAUUGCACUGAUGAGAAUUCAGCUGCCACACGUUGUGAAGAAUGUGCUGUGUUCUUAUGCAGUUAUUGCUCUGAAUUUCACAGAAAAUCUCGAGGGACGAAACAUCAUCUUCUUACUACAUUGCAAGAGCUGAAAUCUGGUGUUGGCCCUUUAAGGGUUGCUGAGAAAAUACGAUGUCAAAAACACAAGGAUGAAAUGAUCAAGCUUUACUGUAAAACAUGUCAGGUUACUAUUUGUCGAGAUUGCACCAUUGUGGAACAUCGAACUCAUGAUUAUGGCUUCAUUGAAGAUGUUGCUGUUGGGCAGAAGGAUAUACUGAAGAGAAAUAUGAAUGAAGUUCAGCAGCGAAAAGCCACACUGCAGAGAGCAAUUGCAAGUCUCAGGCAAUUCGAUCAAAGUUUGGUUGAGGAGAAUGCACUUGUGGUUGCACAAAUUACCAGUCACUUUGAUGAAUUAACGAGAAUCAUGAUGGCAAAGAAUAACGAGUUAGUAUUAAAAGCAAAGUCUAUAACCAGCAUGAAGAGGAAGCAGGUGCAAGCCCAGAUUGAAGCACUAGAAGUGGCAUUAACAAGUUGUAAUAGCAGCAUCGAGUUCACAGAGAAGGCUUUCAAGAAUGGUAAUGAUGUUCAAGUGUUAAGUAUGCAGAAAUAUAUGCUACAGUCUCUUCAGGAUCUGAAGGAAGUUAAAGAUGUAACACAACCAUGUGUCACGCGUGACCUGAUGUUCACUAUUCCUUGGACCAUUCAAGACACCACAAAGAAUUUUAUGAGUUUUUUUGCUGUUUAUGAAUCUGUGACAGAACCCGGCCAAUGUCAAGCUGAAUUCACCGACCAAGAUCAACUGCAUUUGAAACGUGGUCAGCAAGCUUCAGUGAGGAUUACUUGUUUUACCAAGAACAAGAAUAAAGUUAAUACAGGAGGUCAGACAAUUCAGGCGAAUAUUUCAGGAGUGGAAUGUGACGACAACAUAAAGAUCCAAGACAACAAAGAUGGCACACACACAGUAAAUUUCAUACCACGCCAUGGUGGCGCACUGAAGAUCGAAGCAACCAUAAAUGGCCACCCCGCUCCUGGAUGUUCUUUAACCAAAGAUGUUGCGUGGGUUUUUAGUUCUGCAUAUGGGAGUGGUGAAAUUUAUUGCGGGAGUUUAAAGUUAACAUCUAACAACGUCAACCAAGGUUCUGGGUGGCGAAUUGGAGAAUCUUCGUUCAAGAGCGGAGUGCAUACAUGGAAAGUUCUGAUAAAGCAUGAGGAUUCACAUGACCAGGCCUGGCAGGAGCAAUAUGGCUACUUUCACCGCAAUUAUAACUAUGGGCAUAUGGCUGUAUGCGAUGUCGGGGUAGUUGGGAAUACCAAUUGCCGACCACAAUUUAGCUCCAGAUUACAGUUUGCAGCAGGUGAAGAAGCAACUGUAACAGUGACAUUAAACAUACCAGAUGGUGCUUUGCAUCUUGAGAGUGACAAAAACGUACACAAAGUUAAAAAAGGGAAAAGCCUACAAUGUAAGGAUGAAAAAGAUGGGACCAAAGAAGUUAUAAAUAUCCACGGAGAGCAGUUCUGGCCUUAUUUUCGUUGCCAUUCUACAACUGUGGUGGUCUUAAAAUGGGACUGA
Dendronephthya gigantea is the source of this 1919-nucleotide messenger RNA. Its product is annotated as tripartite motif-containing protein 45-like. The record is from RefSeq and is a predicted model, not a curated record. Gene Ontology annotation, cellular component: nucleoplasm; chromatin. Bases 18 to 1919 code for a protein of 633 amino acids. Gene Ontology annotation, biological process: positive regulation of DNA-templated transcription. Gene Ontology annotation, molecular function: zinc ion binding; protein binding; ubiquitin-protein transferase activity. The transcript is spliced from 2 exons. NCBI's taxonomy places the organism in Eukaryota, Metazoa, Cnidaria, Anthozoa, Malacalcyonacea, Nephtheidae.